Messenger RNA from Helicoverpa zea (corn earworm), 2140 nucleotides. It is a transcript of the gene BomSIFR, whose product is annotated as neuropeptide SIFamide receptor. Gene Ontology annotation, biological process: G protein-coupled receptor signaling pathway. The transcript has 3 exons. Gene Ontology annotation, molecular function: peptide binding; neuropeptide Y receptor activity. The record is from RefSeq and is a predicted model, not a curated record. The coding region runs from base 92 to 1507 and encodes 471 amino acids. Gene Ontology annotation, cellular component: membrane. NCBI's taxonomy places the organism in Eukaryota, Metazoa, Arthropoda, Insecta, Lepidoptera, Noctuidae.
ACUUAGUGUUGUGUGAAUUAAUUUGGUACGAAUUUGAAGUAAUUGUUGACAGUUUUUAAAGUGUUAUUUUGCGGAAAUGUCAUAUUGAGAGAUGGCACCUUUAAGGAUUCCUUCGGGUGAUUUUAUGAGUGAAGAUGGAUAUUAUAACUACUCGACGCAGGGGAGCCAGGAGGUGCGGCACCACUGGCGGCACCACAACCACUCGCACAUGAGGGAGGCUCACAGACACAAUAUGGUGGAUAUGCUGUCCAACUCUAUCAUGGAGGCGAUGAACAGUAAAUUCGUGCCUGAUAACAGCGUGCUGCCGGACCUGGAGCCGCUGUCCACGCACAUGGAGGGCGCGAUGCUGGAGCGGCACCCGCUGCGGAUGAACGUCACGCUGAACCGGUCAGACCUGGGGCCCAUCCCUGACGAGUUCAUGUACCGGCACGGCGGAGCCAUGACCGCGGUGUACUGCGCCGCCUACCUGCUGGUGUUCCUCGUGGGGCUGGUGGGGAACUGCUUCGUGAUCGCGGUCGUCUACCGCUCGCCGCGAAUGAGGACUGUGACCAACUUCUUUAUCGUGAACCUUGCUGUGGCGGACAUUCUGGUGAUCGUGUUCUGUCUGCCAGCCACGCUGAUGUCCAACAUAUUUGUCCCGUGGGUGCUCGGCUGGCUGAUGUGUAAGACGGUGCCGUACGUGCAGGGACUCUCCGUCGCCGCCUCAGUGUACAGCCUGGUGGCAGUCUCACUUGACAGAUUUUUGGCCAUUUGGUGGCCGUUGAAGUGCCAGAUCACCAAGCGCCGCGCGAGGAUGAUGAUCGUGUUCAUCUGGAUCUUCGCCAUCAGCGUCACCACUCCAUGGGUGUUCUUCUUCGACCUGGUCGUGGUCUUCGAUGACAACCCGAACGUCCGCCUCUGCCUGGACGUCUGGCCAAACCCCAUCAGCGAAGUCCUCUACUUCGUCAUUGGCAAUCUCAUCUUCUGCUACAUUCUCCCCAUGGUUCUUAUCACCAUGUGCUACAUCCUCAUCUGGAUCAAGGUCUGGAGAAGAUCCAUCCCCACCGACACACAAGACGCCCAAAUGGAAAGAAUGCAACAAAAAUCCAAAGUUAAAGUCGUCAAAAUGUUGGUCGCUGUCGUCAUACUAUUUGUCCUGUCCUGGUUCCCACUUUACUUGAUCUUCGCCAGAAUCAAACUCGGAGGACCAAUCCAAAAAUGGGAGGAAGAAAUGUUCCCAGUUGUCACACCUCUGGCCCAAUGGCUCGGUGCAUCCAACUCCUGCAUAAAUCCCAUUCUGUACGCGUUCUUCAACAAGAAGUACAGGAAGGGCUUCGUUGCUAUCAUCAAGAGUAGGAAGUGCUGUGGAAGGCUGCGGUAUUAUGAGACCAUUGCUCUGCAGUCAUCGAGCACGUCGACGAGAAAAUCUUGGCAUUACAAUAAUAAUAACCAUCCGUCGAUCACUCGGCGAUCUCCUCCCGUCGACAAGAAUGCGGUGUCGUUCAUCUUCAACCACACGGGGGUGUAAGGGGUGGGCGCUGGUGCUGCUUUGGAUUCUGAACUAGAGCCAUGGUCGGCUUGCGUCGCGCGCCGGGUCGCGAGCGGCCGGGGCGGCGCGUCUCUGCAUAUCGACACAAUACGACAUUUUCUAUUAUACGUUUUUAUUUCAAACAGUUUGGUGUUGUCUUGUGCGAGAACAGUUUAAUGACCUUCAAACUCACAUAGAGUAGUUAAGUGAACAUAAUCAGUGUUUUUAUUAAUGCUAGUAGUAAUAACUUGUAACUUUUAUACGUAAGUCGGUUAACAUGUUUUAAGGAGAUUUUAUUUUUACACUGAUUGUAAUAAUAUUAGGAGCGUACGGAGGAAACGCACAUCGAGCACAAAAAUGUAAAUGAAAACGAUUUUAUAAUUUUGUUUUUGUAUCUUUUAUUGAACAUUUUUGAGUAAGUAUAUAUUUCUGUUAAUAAUUUAAUCCAGUACAAAUAUCGAGCCUUGUUUUUGUGUACGAAACAGUUAUUACUUUUAGUGUUUCCUUAAUUGAAUGAUCCCAUAUCUCUUUUGAUGUUAUAUUUAUACGUCUAAACUAUCGAGGAUUUUUACAAAAAAAAUUAUUAAAAUAUAAAAAUACAUUAUAAUAUUAUAUGCCCAAAUAAAACACACU